Dicentrarchus labrax (European seabass) is the source of this 1717-nucleotide messenger RNA. Its product is annotated as GTP-binding protein REM 2-like. The transcript has 6 exons. NCBI's taxonomy places the organism in Eukaryota, Metazoa, Chordata, Actinopteri, Moronidae. The record is from RefSeq and is a predicted model, not a curated record. Gene Ontology annotation, cellular component: plasma membrane. Gene Ontology annotation, molecular function: calcium channel regulator activity; GTP binding; GTPase activity. Bases 427 to 1338 code for a protein of 303 amino acids.
AUCUUUCCACAGUGCUGCUCCCCGCCUCCCUCCCUGCAUCACCGCUCUGUAGUAGUGCUGAGCUGCUCGCACCUGCACAGCAAACAGUGCCAGUGCGUGAGUCCUCCGGGGGUUGCCAGUUCCACCUCUCCCCUGCAGGAAGUCCACAUAUCUACGUGUCAAGUCAGUGAGUCACAGUCAGUGGUUUGGAGAGCGGUGAUGAAUGACGGUGCUGACUGCAGAACCGGACCUGGGCCCUAACCUGAGGAGUGAUAGUAGAGAGAGACGGGAAGAGCCAUACACUGAGGGCGAGAGUGCAGGAGAGAGAGAGAGGUAGAGAGGUAGAGGUAGAGAGAGAGAGCCCGCGAGGAAGGGAAAGAGAGAGAGAGAGAGAGAGAGACCGUGCUUACUUUGUAGUUGCCGAGAGCCGCGCGUGACAGUUUGCAGAUGCCGACAGAUGUGCCCGAAGACAGGCUCAACAACGAGGAGAAAGCGACCAAGUGUGACAGUAUGACUCUGUCCAGCACCCCGGCUGUUCGCAGAGGAAGCACUCCUCUGCCAAUUAAGCACCAGCUCAGACGAGAAGAAGCUGUCCAUGAUGACUGCGAUUGGGCAUCAGGUGCAGCUGGACCUUCUGCUUCACCAAUCAGCUUCAGCCCAGCCUUGGAUGACACUCUGACUGUGUCUGUGGAGGGCGGCAGACCUGAUGGGCCUUUAAGAAUCGCACUGCUGGGGCAGAAUGGCGUGGGGAAGUCUUCUCUGGCCAUCGCCCUCGCUGGAGACAUGGACAGAACAGCGUCUGUGGAUUCUGAAGGGGAAGGUUAUGUGCGUACAGUCACCGUGGAUGACGAAGAGAGCACCAUCAUUAUCUAUGACAACUGGAGACAGGACCUGUCGGCUCUGCUGUGUGAGGUGUGUGUCCUGGUGUUUUCGGUGACUGACAGGCGUAGUUUCCACCGCACUGCUCAACUCCGACUUCUCCUGAGGGAGACUCAGCCCCAAACUCCCAUCAUCCUUGUCGGUAAUAAGAGUGACCUUGUUCGCACACGUGAGGUCACCUCUCAAGAGGCCAUGUCCAGCGCCGCCCUCUUCAACUGUCUCUAUCUGGAGAUCUCUGCAUCGCUGGACCACCGUACUCCAGAGCUCCUAGAGUGCGCCGUGCGGCUAGCCAGGGGCGAGUCCCCCUGGCCCCCAGGAACCAGUGCGGAGGACAUGAGUGGGGGAGGCCAACGGGAGAGCAUCACCUCCCGUGCCAAACGUUUCCUGUCCAGCCUGGUGCCCCGGUACCCGCGAGAGCGAGAGGCGGGCAAGUUCAUGAGGCAGAAGUCCCGCUCGUGCCACGACCUGGGGGCGCUGUGAUGGUGCCGUCGCAGGGAGUUUAAUGGUCAGAUUGUUAACAGAGGUAGCUGGAAGUGAUGUAGUAUACCAACAGAGAGAAGAAGAGGGAUACAGUACAAAGAUGUGAGCAACAGAGGAGGUGUGAAGGUGCCAGAGUGACGGCAGGACAAUGUUGUGAAUGAUCAUCGUGUGCAUCCAGCAGAGGAAAACAGGGAGAAUGACUACAAUGUUAGUGAUGAUGUUUAUCCAUAGGAUGAUAUAGAAAUUUUGUACACAAAACUAAAAACAGAAGAAGAUAAAAUACUGUUGUAGAACACAUGUAAAUAAACUGUCGUAGUGAUACAUAACUGCCACCCUCACAGCAUUGAGAGUGAAAUAAAUUGCUUCUAUUGAGGUUGAA